GGGCCCCAGCCCGGGCUAAGCCCUUCUAAGUCACCACAUGGCACCAGCCGCAUGUGACAGAGCUUAUCCUGGUUUCAGUCAUCGAAGACAUGUCGUGCCCAUCUAGCGGAUAUAGUUCUGGAGUUCGCUGCCAAAGGUAUCCCGGUGGCAGAUACCAGGGAAAAUGGUUCGGCAUGCAGCCUCAUGGUUAUGGAGUAAAACAAGCUAGCAGCGGUUUAGUCUACGAGGGUCAGUGGCAGAUGGGCCAGCGACACGGCUAUGGAACUCUGCGUCGCAAGGAGCCCAAUGGCAGCAUUCAACGCAUCUACGUGGGCCAGUGGCGGCAGAAUAAGCGUAAUGGUGAGGGAAAACAGUUCUAUCCCGAUGGAUCUGUGUACUAUGGUCAGUGGUUAGGGAACCAGAGAAGUGGUCAAGGCAUUCUAUGGCAGGCGGAUGGAGGUAUUUAUGUCGGGGAGUGGCUCCUGGACCAAAUGCACGGAAGGGGUGUACUUUUUACGGCCAAUGGGAAUCGCUAUGUAGGCCAAUUUGAAAGAGGCUGCAAGUCAGGAGGUGGUGUUUUUUACCACGGCAACGAUGGCCAGCGGAUUCAGCGAGGCUUUUGGAGUCAAGAUAUCUGCAAAACGUCAUUAAUGCCACUGCUACCAGGAAAAACUCAAUGAUUGUACUCCUCAGCCUUGUAACAAUAUAUUUGAAUAGAAAAAUGUGUUCUUAAAUAUUAAUUU
Messenger RNA from Drosophila eugracilis, 722 nucleotides. Its product is annotated as MORN repeat-containing protein 3. The record is from RefSeq and is a predicted model, not a curated record. The transcript has 2 exons. The coding region runs from base 90 to 659 and encodes 189 amino acids. NCBI's taxonomy places the organism in Eukaryota, Metazoa, Arthropoda, Insecta, Diptera, Drosophilidae.